UAUUCAAGAAAAAAAGUUUCCAUAUGAAUUCAAUUCUUUUUAAAUUAAUGGUUAGAUUUAGGGUAUUGCGUCUUCUCAACCUUAAAACAAAGAGGCAAAAAGGACAAUACUCUGUUCCCUUCGGCUGCACAUUUUUUCAGUAUUCUUUGUGUAACGUGUUGCACACACCGCAGUUCUAAUUUUGAUAUAUACACAGUCACAACAUCGUUAAAAUGGCAACAAGUUUUUCUAAUGCUGAUACUGAAGAUAAUUAUUUAGAGUCAACAACUGAAUCUCCUCAAAUUUCAUCCUUCGAUAAUUCAAAACGUGGGAGACAAGAAGAUGAAAGUUGGAAUUCGCAGAUCGAAGAGGAGCGGGAAAUAUCAAAGAAAAUAAAAAAAAAUAAUUUUCUUUGGAAUUGGACCGACCAAUGUACCAUCUUGGAGAAUCUUUAUGAAUUUGCAGGAAAAAAUGGGAGUUAUUCAAAGGAAUUAUUCUACCAUUUUGUGAAGGGGAAGUUGAGUGUAGAGGUAUCCUAUUCUCAAUUGACAGACAAAGUAUAUAGAUUGAAGAAACGAUUCAUAUUGAUGAAGGCCAAUAAACAUAGUAAUAAUAAUAUAAUGAAAAAAUUUUCAGAUAGUAAUUAUGAGAAGUUGUUUGAGUUGUCAAGCAAUAUUUGGGGAGAGGAAGAAAAUCCUAAAUUAAGUGAAGAAGACUCAUCGGGUCGAGGGUUAAAUAAUGCUGAGAAUGAGUUUCAAAUUGCUCUUGAAAAGUUGAAGAUUGACAUCACCUUCAUUCCACCUGAUGAUUUGCAAAAUAUUAGCAAAGAAUGGGAAGAUAUGAUGAGUGCUAGGAAUGAUUAUGAGUUGAAGUAUGCCAAGUUACUUGAAGAAAUCUCUAAUAUUAGAUGCACUCAAGACUCGAAAUAUAUAUAAGUGUUGAAUUAUUGUUCAUCAACCAACACAGUAGUACUUCUUUUUAAUUUAA
Messenger RNA from Cucumis melo (muskmelon), 966 nucleotides. RefSeq names its product GLABROUS1 enhancer-binding protein-like 2. The transcript is spliced from 3 exons. Gene Ontology annotation, cellular component: nucleus. Bases 213 to 914 code for a protein of 233 amino acids. Gene Ontology annotation, biological process: regulation of DNA-templated transcription. NCBI's taxonomy places the organism in Eukaryota, Viridiplantae, Streptophyta, Magnoliopsida, Cucurbitales, Cucurbitaceae. The record is from RefSeq and is a predicted model, not a curated record.